AUGAUUAAAAAUCAUCAUAAUCAAUCAUUUUCAAAUAUAUUCAAUAACAAUAUAAUGAUGAGUUCUUUACAUAAUUCACCUACUCAACCAAAUGUAUCUAAACCAAAAUUACAGUCAUUACCAUCUUUUAGUGAAUUGUUAACUUCAAUACCUUCUUUACCAUUAUCAACUCCAACACAAUCAUCAUUUAUGCAUUUCAAAUCAAGAAGUAAUAGUAAUUCAUCUACUUCUUCAUCAAUACCCAUAAAUUUUGCUAAUUCACAACACCAACACCAACAUCAUCAAAAUUCAGUUGUUACUUCUCCUUACAAUUACUAUUCACAACCUUCGGUUCAUCAUAGAUUACCUACUCCACCUUUAAAUCCAACUAAUAAUGUUGUUGUUCAGAAACAAUAUGUAUCAUAUCAACCUCAACAAUUUGUUGCACCACAACCAAUGACUUCAUCAUUUAGAAAUUCAUCUACUUCAUCAAAUAUAGAUCCAAUAACACCAAUAACUACAAAUUUUGAUCAUAAAAUACGAUCUUCAUCAACUGGUGAUAUACCUCAUUCUUCACCUCAAUCAUCUGUUAAAUCUAUUAUAACAACAUCAACAAUGUCUACGAAUACAACUCAAGCAUCGCCAAUUUUUCAAGAACAAAAAAAUCAUAAUCAAUAUCAAGAUCAAAUAACUUCACCAACAUCAUCUACAUUAUCAACAACUUCAACUUCAACAUCUCCUAAAUUACCAUUAUCUAAUUCUACAUCAACUUCAUUAUCACCAAAAGAUCCAAGAAGAAAACAUGUUUGUAGAGUAUGUUCAAGAUCUUUUACAACAUCAGGUCAUUUAGCAAGACAUAAUAGAAUUCAUACUGGUGAAAGAAAACAUGAAUGUCCUUGGCCUUCAUGUGAAGCUAGAUUUGCAAGACAAGACAAUUGUAUGCAACAUUAUAAAACUCAUACAAAUGGUAAAAAUAAAAGAAGUAGAAUUUAUAAUAAUUAUAAUUCUCAAUUAAAUAAAGAUAAUAGUGAAAGUAUUAAUAAUCUACGUGAUACAAUUAAAAAUAAUUUAAAUAUUGAUAAUGGUAAAGAAGUUGGUAAUGAAAGAAAAGAUCAGACUGAUGCUCAAUCUCAAUCUCAAGCUCAACAACAGCAACAACAAAAUUAUCAUCAACAACAAGUUCAACAACAACAAAUAAUACAUCAACAACAUUAUCAACAACCAGUUCCUCCACCUCAAUACAUGACUUUUACAUCUCAUCAACAUCAAUACCCAAUCUCCUCACAUUCAGGUAGAACUUACUAG
Messenger RNA from Lodderomyces pseudojiufengensis, 1284 nucleotides. RefSeq names its product Nrg1p (gene NRG1). The coding region runs from base 1 to 1284 and encodes 427 amino acids. Gene Ontology annotation, biological process: regulation of transcription by RNA polymerase II. The transcript has a single exon. The record is from RefSeq and is a predicted model, not a curated record. Gene Ontology annotation, molecular function: DNA-binding transcription factor activity, RNA polymerase II-specific; RNA polymerase II cis-regulatory region sequence-specific DNA binding. NCBI's taxonomy places the organism in Eukaryota, Fungi, Ascomycota, Pichiomycetes, Serinales, Debaryomycetaceae.